AUGCCUGACCAUGAACAUGAAGCUAUUCAUGAAGGCGAUGAUGAAUCACCUUCCGAUACAUCUCAAAGACACACCAUUUCUUCCGAGAUUGAUGUUUCCAAAGCGGACGAGGUUCAAGAGCGGGCCGAAGUAUUGCAAACACUCGUCAAUGAAGCUUUGCGUGGAGAACUUGACGAGGUCAUGCUUCAGUCCCAACUUGCGGAGCUUCACACUUCUCCCGAAGAAGCCCAGGAUAUUCUCGAUCAAAUUGUUCAGCAACGCCAAUCUAACACUGAACAAGAGAUUAUUUCGUUUGGAAGAGAAACAAGUGACACUGAACGGAAUGAUGACCAAAGGUUACGAGACCAAGCUGAUGCGAUUGCUUGGGCCGUCUUUCAAGGUAAACUUGAUGCUGCCCGAAAACUUUCCGUUAAUCCUGGCUCUUCAAACCUUGAUGCGCUCCGUUCUUUGUUAUCUCUUCCCUCAUCUUCUCUCAGUAACACUGGAGCCAUUCCUCCUGCGGUCCUCUCUGGUGCACCAUUUCUUGCAAAACAAUCUAAGCCUCCUGCGGACAAGCAUAUCGCGGAGACUUUACGAUUGCGACAUCUUUAUCGCACUGAAAAGGCCGCAGACUCCAUCAUCGACUCUUUACAGCAGCACUCCUCUCUUUACAGCAGCACUCCUCUCUUGACGAACCGCUUUCUCGUUCAAUCUGGAAGGAUGUCGUCGCAGACAAAUAUAUUGAUUUUGAAGUUCUUUAUGGAUCAUUGGAGUUCGGCCAUGACUAUGAAGAUGAACCAAAAGCGUUUCACGAUGAUUAUGUCUUGGUUAAGAAGGAGAAUUGUUCGAAGAAGAAGCCUGUUCGGAGUGAAGCCGAUUGGAUCCGCUUAUAUGGUGCUUGGGAAAGCGCAGUCAAACUUGUCUAUCUGCAUCGGAACGAGGAGCUUCAUGAGUAUCGCCGAAUCAUCAUUGAAGUCUUUCGUGCCUGUCCCAAUGAACCUUACAUCGCGAUCACCACUGAUCAGAUGGUUCGACAGCUUUACGCUCAUGCUCCAUUCCAUCUUGACGAUCGUCAGAAAUCUCAAGUACCACUUCUGUCCAAUCUUCGGACGCCUUCCAUUCCAAAGCGCCCGUUCGACAAUUCGACCCCUUUUCCAUGACCUAGCAAACGCUCUAUCAUCCCUUGCGAAAACUGGAACCUUGGGAAGUGCGAGUCUCCUUGUUUCUGGAAGCGGAGACAUGACACUUGCUCCGAAUGUGGAGCCUCACAUCGAGCUCAAGACUCCACCAAUUGCUUUGCUUCCCUCUCUAACCGGCGUAGAGAAAGACGAGUUAGUGGAAGCUUCCGAACGCGUGAGCAAAGCAACAGAAGGACCACGUCGUCUAGCGGAGAAACGAAAGGCCGAUGAAAGCUUUGAACUUCCGAGAUAUCGUCGCGGGUAUGGCUGGGCUAAUUCCGACAAGUCAUUCAUCUCACCUGCCGCCUUCUCUUCUGAAACGGCUCCUCCAUUACCUAUGCCCCCUGAACGCUUAAUAAAUAACCCAGAAAUACAUACUGCACUUGACUUCUAUGCUAAUGACAUCAAAGUCGAAACACCAUUUAACCUUCCAGUGCUCGAGAGAUAUCUUGAGAAUCAUCCAAAUCGGCCGCUAGUCGAUUCGGUUCUUUGGGGUCUUCGUUAUGGGUUUUGGCCAUUGGAUGAAGGCGACUGGAAUUUUGAUGAAGAUGGCAUUAUGGAUAACUACCCAGCUGAUGAAACUGAUAUGGAUGUUAUCAAACAAUUUCGAGAUAAAGAAAUCACUGCUGGUCGCUGGUCAAACCCAAUUCCUACCCUUCUCCCGGGCAUGAAAAUCUCACCUAUGUUUGUAAACUGGCGUGAUCCCGCGAAACCCCGCAUCAUUACUGAUCACACAGCUUCCGGAUUGAAUGACGGGAUUCCGAAACCUGAAGCAAAAGUCCGCUACGAUGACAUGCAUGACUUUGGACAAACGCUACAUGAUAUAUAUCAACAAUUCCCCGACAUUCCUUUCAUCCUCUAUAAAUCAGAUGUUUCAUCAGCGUUUCUUAAUCUUCCAGCUCACCCAAUUUGGCAACUACGCCAGAUUGUUGUCGUGGACAAAAACAUGCAUAUCGUUCGCCGACUUGUUUUCGGAAACCGCGCGUCACCUCGCAUUUGGUGUGCGUUAUCUGGCUUACUCUGCUGGAUAGCCAUUCAUCACUUACAAAUCUCCGGCAUCUUCGUGUAUAUGGACAAUUUUUAUGGCUGGGAGUUUGCCAAUGAUCUUGUUUUCUUUCAUAAUCAAUUGCGCCCACGUCGUCAAGUCACUCUCCUCAAAUUCUGGGAUGAAAUCUCUUGUCCGUAUGAAGACAAAAAGCAACUACAUGGAUCUGAACUCAAGAUCAUCGGAUUCUGA
Messenger RNA from Somion occarium, 2394 nucleotides. The record is from the annotation of a GenBank genome assembly. NCBI's taxonomy places the organism in Eukaryota, Fungi, Basidiomycota, Agaricomycetes, Polyporales, Cerrenaceae.